Messenger RNA from Schizosaccharomyces osmophilus, 3630 nucleotides. It is a transcript of the gene tcb2, whose product is annotated as tricalbin, C2 domain protein (phospholipid binding) ER-plasma membrane tethering protein Tcb2. NCBI's taxonomy places the organism in Eukaryota, Fungi, Ascomycota, Schizosaccharomycetes, Schizosaccharomycetales, Schizosaccharomycetaceae. Bases 1 to 3630 code for a protein of 1209 amino acids. Gene Ontology annotation, molecular function: lipid binding. The record is from RefSeq and is a predicted model, not a curated record. The transcript has a single exon.
AUGGCAUCCAAACAAACAGAACGUGAGCAUCACCCAGCAGGUGAUCCUUAUUCUUCUCGUCGUCCUAUUCCUACUAUUCCAAGGUUCUUUCGUGAAAGAAAAGAACGUGCGGAAAAACGAGAAAAACAACAGGCUGAAAAGCAUCGAAAGGAAUCUAGUCAAGAAGAACUUUUUGACCCUAUCACUCAACGAAAUGUAGAAAUUUCGGAUAUUAACUAUAAUUACCAAAAGUCAUAUAAAGAUCCAAAUUACACGGUACCCAACCAGUCUAUUCAGGCUGGAUUAUCCGCUGGUGACGAGCCUUAUUUAAACUCAACUCAAUCACCAUCGACAUACAAACAACACCAGGAUGAUCUUGCACCGCCUGAGGCACAUGAUAAUAUAACUCGAGAUGUCCCUAUUAGCGAUGAAAAAACCAAUAUCCUCUUCUUUCCUACGCCAGCGGUGGAUCUAUCGUACAUCUCAAGAGAAAUCAAGCAGAAAACGAACCAGUACACACUAUUUUGUUUCCUUUUUACUCUACUCGUUACCUGGGUUGUUUCGCAUUCCAUCCUACUUUCUAUCAUCUUUCCCAUCGCCGCCUCUUGUUCCAUCUUUUUAUGGAUGGAUCAUGUUCACACGGUUGGACAGGCUGCCGAAUGGGGCUCUGAACAGAAACGUGGCGAGUAUGCCCUUCUCAAUCUCAUACCUGAAAGUGCCGAAUGGAUGAACCAUCUGUUGGAGAAAGUCUGGGAUCUCAUCAACCCAGAACUUUUCUCCUCCAUGAUCGAUCAAAUCGAAGACGUUAUGCAAGCUUCCAUUCCUUCUUUCAUCGAAAACGUUCGUAUCGCGUCUUUUCACCAAGGCUCUCAUCCAGUACGUGUUAUCUCUAUUCGCUCGUUACCCGCAGACGAAACCCGGAAAACAUUUAGAGAUCAAGAACCAUCCCAAAAUGAAAAUAAGGACGAGCCGCAACAGAAGGCAAAAAGAUUUUACAAUCUCGAAGUUUGUGCCGCCUAUCAUGCGAUGCCGGUCGAAUCUAAUACUACUACAGCCCAUGCUUCCAAUAUUCAUCUGCGCGUUGUUUUCUAUCCUGGUAUCAAAGGUACAAUUGGUAUUCCUCUUCCCAUCUGGGUUGAAAUGAAAGGCUUUGUAGCCAGAAUUCGUCUUCGUUGUGAGCUCAUGCCUGAAAUCCCGUUCUUGAAGAAUGUCACCUUUUCACUAAUGGGCCUUCCUCAGAUCAAUGUUGCCGCAGUUCCAGUUGCCGAAAAUGGUCUUAAUGUCUUAGGGCUUCCUUUAAUCUCCAAAUUUGUUAACGACUCAAUAGCAGCAGCUGCUAACGAGUAUGUCAGUCCCAAGAACAUGACAUUGGAUAUGUCAAAGAUCCUUUUAGGUGACGAUAUUAAAAAGGAAACGAAUGCCCUUGGUGUCCUUUAUAUUUAUAUCGAGAAGGCGGAGGGCCUAAGCAAACAAGAUGUCAAUGGACUUUCCGACGCUUAUAUCACUAUUGGUUAUUACAAAUUUGGUAAACCACUAUAUUGUACUCGAGUCAUAAAGCAAGAUUUAAAUCCCAUGUGGAAGGAACAUGCUGUAAUUCCCGUAUUUCCAGAACAUAUUAAAGCAGGCGAAAAAGUGUCAGUUGAGCUCUGGGAUAGUGAUCGCUUUAGUCCCGAUGAUGUUGUUGGUCGUACCAAACUAGACUUGCAUGUUUUAUUGCAGAACCCUGAAAAGAUGAUGGAUCGUUGUGAUACGCUUACUGGCAUUAGCGAGGAGACAUCUCUUCCCGGACACAUAUACUAUUCUAUCGGUUAUUUUUCAAAAGCAGAUUUUAGAGAAGAACUGAGAACUGGCGGGCAUGAUAUUUCCAUUCCGCGCUCUAUACGAGAAGAUCCUGAUUUCCAACGUCCUCAGGGAACUCUGAGUGAUAAAGAAGAAGAUGCUGUAGUUCACACUCCUCCAGAUUCAGAGUACCCAUGCGGCAUCUUGUCAUUCACUAUUCAUCAGGCCGUCAACUUGGAAAUUAGUCAUCCUAAGGGUACAUAUGGAAAGGUUAAAGGAACUUACAAUACUUCUCCACCUCAAGAAGUAGGGGAUGUGAAGUCAGAAGAGGGUGGUGAUUUACCUUCAUCAUAUGUCUGUGUCGAUAUGAACGAUGCGCUGACUUAUAAAACGAGAACAAAGGUUUAUUCUUCAAACCCUAUCUACAAUGCAGGAAGUGAGAAAUUUGUUAAAGACUGGAGAAAUGCGAUAAUUUGCUUUACCGUUCGAAACUUUCGACUUCGUGAACACGAUUCUAUUUUGGGUACUGUAAACAUCCCGCUUGCUAAAACAUUGACGAGCUUUUCCCAGCUCACAAAAUGGUACCCAAUUGAAGGAGGAAUUGGAUUUGGAAGCAUUCGUUUGUCUAUUCUAUUCAGGAGCGUAAAGCUUCAGAUUCCACGAAACUUAUCGGGAUGGGAUAUUGGGACCCUUGCAUUUAUUGACACAAAAUUGAUUGCUGAAGGUGUUGAUAGCGUCUCAAAGGUUAACUUCUCCUAUGUAAGGAUUAACGCUGGCAUGCGAAAAAGCAGUACAAAAUAUGUAACUUCGGAAUCUCCGGGACGAGUUUCUUGGAUGGUUCGCGGAUAUAAUUUGGCUAUACCUCUCAAACAUCGUUACGGCAGCGCUUUGGUUUUCGAAUUUCGCAAUCAUCUUCGCAGAAAAAACAAUGUUUAUGCUAUUCUAUGGCUUUCAGAUCUUGUGGACAACGAGGAGACAACUGUGCGUAUUCCCAUCUUUGUUAGUACCAAACCUGCGCAUAUCUUACAAAACACUGUCAACAUUGAGCAUCCAGACGAAUUUUCACAAUUAGAAAUUCUUGGCUAUCUGACAACUACUGUGAGUUUUCGACGUGGGUUGGGCAUUGCUCACGAAAAUCUCAUUAGUACUGAUGAUGAAGGUGCCAGUUUCGAGACGUUUAUGAGCUUGCGUUCUCAAGGAAAACGAAAAGGAUAUGUGAGGGACAUGAGCAAUCCGGUAUACGAUAGCUCAUCUAACCACGAGGAUGAGCAUCCUGUAUCAAAAUUAAGUACUAUGGAAACAGCAGAUGAAAAUACUGAAAACGAAACGGAAGAAAGUCCAAAUCAGUCAGCGCUGUCGUACUCAAAUCAAAUGAACGGAGAUGAACAGAAUGGUGUAGAACAGACCGUUACCCUUGAUGGAAUUAAUCAACAAAGUGCCAGUGGUCCCACCCGUGACCUGAACCAUGAAGAGCAGAUUUUUCAGCGUGAAUUCAUCUCACUUGGCCAAGCAGCAAAUGGCCAAACAGGUAACCAAAGUGGUAAUCAUAAGCCAUCCUCAAAUCAAACAAAUUAUCCUACACAUAAUAAUGGAACAAACGAGGGAAAGGACAACAGUGGCUCUCAAGUCAUUGACGACGAAGAUGCCGAGACGCUGGAUAGUGAAAUAUCAGGUGAUGAGCAGGAACGUAAGCAACUUCAUAGGGACGACAAUGAGCUGGAGCGUCGUAUGCAUCGUGGAAUCUAUAACUACAAGGCAGUACGUACCGGCAACUGGGUUAAAGAUGGUGCAAAAAUGAGGUUGAGAAGUCUGAAAAAGCGCUUUAGCUUAGAUGGACGUGAGCCAGAUGUGGAGACAGAAAUCGCAAGAUAA